AUGAAUAAGUUUUAUAUUCAAAUUGUUUUAUUUCUUUUAAGCAUCUCCAUAUAUGUGAAUAAUAAAACCUUUGCAGCUGAGCCUGCUCCAGGAAUUUCUACGGCACCCGAAUCGACACUCGAAUCAGAAUCUGAGGCAACACUCGAAUCAAAAUCUGAGGCAACACUUGAAUCAACAUCUGAGGCAACACUUGAAUCAACAUCUGAGGCAACACUUGAAUCAACAUCUGAGGCAACACUUGAAUCAACAUCUGAGGCAACACUCGAAUCAGAAUCUGAGGCAACACUAGAACCAACAUAUGAUGCAACACUCGAAUCAGCAUUUGGUCUACUACCAGAUCAUUGUUCUACUCCAGAAGAAAUAUAUGAAAAAAACAAGCACUUAUUAUGUACCGAUCCAGAAGAAGCUAUAAAAGCAGGUGAAGUUAUGAACGAAGCUGUGGAACUUUUAAAAUAUCAUGCUAUAACUGAAGAUGAUUAUGAAGUUUAUGAAAGAGAUGAUAACCGUAUUAUGUUUUUAUAUAAUAAAAAACAUCACACCGAUCCAGAUAUUAAAAGGAUUCAUUGUACAAUUUAUACCUCCUAUGAGUAUAAUGAAAUAAUAAACAUGCCAUGGGAUCCCGAUUAUGCAAGUUUGUUCAAUGCUGGUUCCGUUAAAAUUGUCCGUGUGUACAAUCCAAAUUUAGUAAUGGUACAACACCGUUACAAAGAUAGAUCUACGGACCGUCAGAAAUAUUUUUAUGCUUUAGCUGCAAAAGUUAAAAUAUCAGAAAAUAUAAAUAUAGUUGUCAAGGUUUCAGCAGAUAUAAAUGAUCACAACCCUUCCAAUGAAAAAUAUAUAAACAAAAUUGUAAAAAGCGCAAAUUCGUUCAAAACUGACAUUGAUUCUGAAGAUGAUAUUAGAAAAGGAGAAUUAAAAAAAACAUUUGCUAAUAUAUUUGGAUAUCUCAUUGAAAAAGACGGCGAUUAUGUUAAUAUCGCCUAUGUCGAAUCUGUUGAUGACCAUGAUUCCAUUUAA
Plasmodium yoelii is the source of this 1017-nucleotide messenger RNA. Its product is annotated as fam-a protein. The record is from RefSeq and is a predicted model, not a curated record. Bases 1 to 1017 code for a protein of 338 amino acids. The transcript has 6 exons. Lineage: Eukaryota; Apicomplexa; Aconoidasida; Haemosporida; Plasmodiidae.